AUGGUGACCACGGGUAACGGGGAAUCAGGGUUUGAUUCCAGAGAGGGAGCCCAGGGCCGGGCAGGGAGACCUGGGACCCGGACCCACAGCCCCAGCAGCCCCAGGAACCAGACCCACGGCCCCAGCAGCUCCGGGAACCGGACCCACGGCCCCAGCAUCUCCGGGAACUGGACCCAGGGACCCAGGAGACCCCGGACCUGGACCCACGGCCCCAGCAGCCCCGGGACCCAGACCCACGGCCCGAGCAGCUCCGGGAACCGGACCCACGGCUCCAGGAGACCCCGGACCUGGACCCACGGCUCCAGGAGACCCCGGACCUGGACCCACGGCUCCAGGAGACCCCGGACCUGGAUCCACGGCUCCAGGAGACCCCGGACCUGGACCCACGGCCCCAGCAGCCCCGGGACCCGGACCCAGGGACCCAGGAGACCCCGGACCUGGACCCACGGCUCCAGGAGACCCCGGACCUGGACCCACGGCCCCAGCAGCCCCGGGAACCGGACCCACGGCCCCAGCAGCCCCGGGAACCGGACCCACGGCCCCAGCAGCCCCGGGAACCGGACCCACGGCCCCAGCAGCCCCGGGAACCGGACCCAGGGACCCAGGAGACCCGGGACCUGGACCCACGGCCCCAGCAGCCCCGGGACCCGGAUCCACGGGACCAGGAGACCCCGGACCCGGACCAACGCACCCAGGAGACCCGGGACCCAGAUCCACGGCACCAGGAGAGCCCGGACCCACGGCACCAGGAGACCCGGGACCCGGAUCCACGGGACCAGGAGACCCCGGACCCGGACCAACGCACCCAGGAGACCUGGGACCCAGAUCCACGGGACCAGGAGACCCCGGACCAGGACCAGGAGACCCAGGACACUCACACCCACACCCGCCAAACACUGCACUGAACCGGGGACAGCUCGCGUUCAAUUCUACGAGCCGAUGGAGCUCUCCAUGGUUCUGACGGAGCUCCACACGCUUCUGACGCAUCUCCAGGGCUCUGAUGGAGCUCUACAUGCCCAGGCCCAGGCCCAGGGCCGCCUGCACUCCCCCAGGAACACCCCGGACCCCGGCCUCCGGCCUGGAGACCCCCCCCCCAACACCCGGCGCACCGGCCGAGCCGGGGUACCCGCACUUAAGCACCCCUCCGACCGGCCAUCCCUGAGUGAUAGAGCCCAGCCCACGGGCCUGGAGGAGAGGCCCAGGUACCCCCCGGGGACCUCGUGCCCGUGGUACCCGCGGACAGCGCUCUGCAGCCCGUCAGUGACGUCUGAGUGUGAAUUAUUCCUGUUCAAGAUGAACAUGAAUAACUUGGUUUGUGAGUCGUCCGACGUCCGUCAUCCUCCAAACUCUGAGAGAGAUUCAGGAGCUCCAGGAGCUCCAGGAGCUCCAGGACCUCCAGGACCCGUCACCCUGGGACCUCCAGGACCUCCAGGACCUCCAGGACCUCCAGGACCCGUCACCCUGGGACCUCCAGGACCCGUCACCCUGGGACCUCCAGGACCUCCAGGACCUCCAGGACCUCCAGGACCCGUCACCCUGGGACCUCCAGGACCCGUCACCCUGGGACCUCCAGGACCUCCAGGACCUCCAGGACCUCCAGGACCCGUCACCCUGGGACCUCCAGGACCUCCAGGACCUCCAGGACCCGUCACCCUGGGACCUCCAGGACCUCCAGGACCUCCAGGAUCCGUCACCCUGGGACCUCCAGGACCUCCAGGACCUCCAGGACCCGUCACCCUGGGACCUCCAGGACCUCCAGGACCUCCAGGACCCAUCACCCUGGGACCUCCAGGACCUCCAGGACCCAUCACCCUGGGACCUCCAGGACCUCCAGGACCUCCAGGACCCGUCACCCUGGGACCUCCAGGACCUCCAGGACCUCCAGGACCUCCAGGACCUCCAGGACCUCCAGGACCCGUCACCCUGGGACCUCCAGGCCCUAAUACUCUUUGCCAGGUGCGUCUGGGUUCUGGCAGAACUGUUUUCCGGGCCGUCACCAGCUCCGUGAAGCGGCUGGACAUCAGUGAGAUCUUCUCAGCCCUAGCCGAGCUGGAACCAGCAGGUUCUGAGGUUCUGACGGGCCACAGGGAGGCUUCACCGUCUCCAGUAGAGAAGUACACAAGCAUCUGA
Molecule: messenger RNA, 2130 nt
Organism: Cololabis saira (Pacific saury)
Lineage: Eukaryota; Metazoa; Chordata; Actinopteri; Beloniformes; Belonidae
Product: basic proline-rich protein-like
Exons: 6
Coding region: 1-2130 (709 amino acids)
Source: RefSeq, a predicted model, not a curated record